This is a messenger RNA of Paramormyrops kingsleyae, 3596 nucleotides long. RefSeq names its product SPARC related modular calcium binding 1 (gene smoc1). Lineage: Eukaryota; Metazoa; Chordata; Actinopteri; Osteoglossiformes; Mormyridae. Gene Ontology annotation, molecular function: calcium ion binding; protein binding; extracellular matrix binding. The record is from RefSeq and is a predicted model, not a curated record. Gene Ontology annotation, cellular component: basement membrane. Gene Ontology annotation, biological process: extracellular matrix organization.
UUUCAGUUUUAAAUGGUUCCCAAUGGAAGCUGUGAUACUUAACCUGUGGCAUUCGGCAUGAUCACCGCUCCCCUGCAUAGUGAAUAAAAUCGGUCACUAUGGUGACCAUCAAAUCGUAAAAGACAGGUCCUCAUUUUCAGCAAUGUAACGAUACAUAAAUAUAAAUACACAAAAAAAUGCAAAAUAUUUAGAGAAAAGUUUUAUAUUUUCAUGCAAGACUCUUAAAGUCAGGUCAAAUUAACUUCUGAAAAAACUGAACAGAACAGAGUAACGGCCAAACAGACACCGGGAAAGAACACCACACACCCUUCAGACAAUGCCAUCAAUUACGUUUCUUCGAAAUUUCGUCUUUUUCCUUUUUCCUUGCUUUUUUGCGCUGCUGUUGCUGUGCCUUUUGCCGCAGAUCUCCGGACAGAAAUCAACAGGUCCACGGUGGCUGAUUGGAGACCGGGAGUCCCACUGUGGCGUCUGCACACGGACGCAGGGCAGGCCGGUAUGUGGUUCAGAUGGCCGCAGUUAUGAAACCAGCUGCGAUCUACAGAAAGCAAAGUGCAAGGACCGGUCUUUAGCUAUAGCCCACCGUGGUCGGUGCAAAGGUAAAAACUGGGCAAGAACUGACCAGCCCCUUCCCGGCUUUGGACCAACAUCCUCUUCAGAGAGCAAGGACACUGAAAUCAGAGAUAUUGGCCAGUUAAGGUGCAAAGCAGAGAGGAAUCAAGCACUGGAUCACCCUAAGGAAUUCAUCCCAGAAUGCAAUGAAGAUGGAUCUUUUGCCCAGGUGCAGUGUCACACUUUGACAGGGUACUGCUGGUGCGUCACCCCGGAUGGCAAACCAGUGAGUGGUUCAUCGGUACAUAACAGGACCCCAGUAUGUUCAGGUUCAGCAACGGAUAAGACACCAGGGCCACCUAGUUCCGGAAGGAAAGAUGAUGGGUCCAAGCCAACGCCCACAAUGGAGACACACGUCGUAUCUGAUGGCGACGAGAUCACCGCCCCAACUUUAUGGAUCAAACAGCUAGACUACAAAGAAAACAAGCAGAACAGCUCCAGUUUCAGGAGAUCAGAGAAAGUUCCUUCUUGUGACCAGGAGAGACAGAGUGCACUGGAUGAAGAUCAUCAGAACUCAAGACAGGCCAUUUUCAUUCCAGACUGCGGGCCCGGAGGCCUGUACAAACCAGUCCAGUGUCACCAGUCCACAGGUUACUGCUGGUGUGUUAUGGUGGAUACUGGGCGGCCAAUCCCUGGGACUUCCACCAGAUACCAGAUGCCUGAUUGUGACAGUGGUGCUCGGUCGCGGGCCUCUGAAACGGACGAUCCAUUCCGGGACAGAGAUUUGCAAGGUUGCCCAGAGGCAAAGAAAGUAGAAUUCAUUACCACUUUGUUGGAUGCACUUACCACAGACAUGGUACAGGCUGUAAACUCACCCACCCCCUCUGGUGGUGGGAGGUUUGCGGAACCGGACCCCACCCACACGCUGGAGGAACGUGUGGUUCACUGGUACUUUGCCCAGCUGGAUAACAACGCAAGCAGUGACAUCAAUAAAAAAGAGCUUAAGCCCUUCAGGCGUUACGUGAAGAAGAAAGCCAAACCCAAGAAGUGUGCCCGCAAGUUCAUUGACUACUGUGACCUGAAUAAUGAUAAGGCCAUUUCUCUCCUGGAGCUGAAGGGCUGCUUGGGAGUGAGUAAGGAUGGAGCAGGUAGUUCAGUGAGCAGCAUCGGCCAAGGAACAAGUACGGCGUCUGGUGUGAAGAGACACGGUUCCUGGAGAUGAGGGAAGAACAGAGGGCACAGAGGGAAACAGUUUGUGUACUCAGUGCAGGAGACGGAGCACAGAAUUAGUCAACUUUAAGUUAUUAAAGUGUCACCAAAAUAUUUGCACUUUGUCCUCCCAUUGUUAGGCAUUUAGACGUUUUUUUUUGUUCUGUUUCUGACUUGUUUUUCAAUUUAAUUGUUUAACUGAAAUUAUAUGAAUGAUAUUUGUGCAAAGGAGGUAAUCACAGAAAAUUCUGUUCCUUAGCUAGUGGGGAUUCCUCCAUGUAAAAAUUGUCUAUCUCUAGCCCUUACUUAUUAACCUGUUUUACUCCCUAAGGUUUGAAGAAUUUUAUUCAUGCUUAUGGGAUCAAAACAAGUAUCUGCAAGCUUUAUCAUAGCUAAUUUAGUAAAAACCUCAAGAACAUCCAUAUUCAAAUCUGGAAUCUGAUCCUGUUUUCAAGCCUAUCCUUUCUCACACCAUUAAUCCGAUGAAAAUAAAGUAGCUUAAUAAAUAGUAAUUCAAUUAUAUACAAUUUAAACUUUUGCUGCAGCAGUGGUUAAUUGUCGUUCACUAAAGUCGAUUUCAGAAGUACUAGUAUGUCACAGAAUGUGAUGCAAUGGGGUAUGUAUUAAGAUUGUAUAUAAAAAGCAAAUAGCAGUAAAAGAAAGGUAGGGCAAAAUAUCAAUAGAAAUGUUAAGGAUUUUGCCAGCUGACGAAGCAAUAGCAGAGUCACUGAUCCAAAGAGGGAACAUUCAGUUCUCCUCAGCAGCAUUUGCUAAUAGCUUCAUCUUGUUCUUAUGGUUACAACAUUGACAUUAUGACAUCAUAAUCAUGUUUUUAGCCUGUUAUUUCUUCUGGAUGUUGACAACAACAGUGUCAACAAGAUUUUGAAACGUGAAAAAAAGUUAUUGCAGCCCAUGUGGUCAUUUUUUUUUAAUUUGAAGUGACUCAUUUACUUGUUUGCUGUGUGUUACUGACAUUGUACCAAGAAGCCACUGCCCUACUUCAUGGAAGUAAAUUAAAUUACUCACUCUGUAAAUAUGUAUUAUAUGCUUUUUAUGUGGACUUUAUUUGUUUUUGGUUUUUUUUCCCUUAAUCUUGGGUUUCACUUAUACUCCAAAAGCAGCCAUAUUGGUAAAUUGACAGAUUUUUUGUCCAAAAAUAAUGUAAAGGUACUGUAGUAUUGAAAUAAUUUGCCGCAAUUUGUUAAUGCAUAUUUGAACAAAGGUUUUUCAGAUAGCGUUCUGAAACAAUUGGUUGCAGAAGUUCUGUUUAUUCGAUUUUCUGGUAUUUUGCCAGUAUUCCAGUGUUUAUAGUUGAGUCCUCUUGGUCUAGCCUGGCCCAGAGAGCCAGAUAGCAUGGUCACCCUGCUCAUGGUUUUUUUCAGCUCAUGAGCCUUUAGAAACACUGGCUCUGUGUGUCUGCUCAAGUACUUCCAGACCCCUGGCACAUUUUAAACAUCCAAAUUGUUUAGUGGAACAGACAUGGGUGUAAUCAUUGUUAAUCUACAGGAAAAGCCUUUGUGAUGGAGGUUUAUAGAGGACUGUUCAGACAAAAGGAAAGCAAUACUUUUCAGGACUUCUGAUCUGCCGGGCCAUAUGACAAAUGUGAUGUGUUCUGUAUAUUUCAUUUGUUACCUGUGUUGAGAGGGCGACAUGAAAUGCUGUAGGACACAUUAAUGGCACCUACUGGUGGAAAUAAGUAGCCGCUCUUCUAAAGGGCCAAAACCCAAGCUUUUACUUAGCAAUCCCUUGUAGAGAGGUUGUUUAAAUAUGAGAAAAGGCAAUAUCUGUUUUUUUAGUCUGUUGACCUCUUUAAUAUGAAAUAAAUAUUAUGAAAAAUC